Molecule: messenger RNA, 1937 nt
Organism: Zea mays
Lineage: Eukaryota; Viridiplantae; Streptophyta; Magnoliopsida; Poales; Poaceae
Exons: 2
Coding region: 177-1766 (529 amino acids)
Biological process (GO): negative regulation of translation
Molecular function (GO): rRNA N-glycosylase activity
Source: RefSeq, a predicted model, not a curated record
GGCCGGAUCGAAGGCUAUAUAUAAGGAAGAGGUGAUCAUCAGGAGUUGCCACAGCUAGCACAGCACUCAUAAGUUAAGUUGUAUAGCUAGAGAUAGAUCGAGCGAGCAGCUAUCUAUCUAUCUAUCUUAGCGGCAUAUAUCGCGAAACAUAGCUAGCUGGAGUGAGUUUUGUAAUCAUGGACGUCGCCAACAAAGUAGGCAAGCAGCUUAAGUUCGACGUCUCGUCGAAGGCGGACCGGCAACGCUUCAAUACGACUUUCAUCCAGGAGAUUCGCCGUGAGCUCGGUGACACAAGCGUGAUGCAGGAGGCGUUCCAGCUCCCGCCUCAGACGGACACCCCGAGCUUCCAGGACCUCGUGCUGAUCGCCGGCGAGAGCACCGCCACCCUGCGGCUGCGUACCGACAACCUCUACGUCGUCGGCUUCCGCAACCAAGCCGGCCGGUGGUUCGAGUUCCGGCACGAGAACGGCGGACUUCCUCCGAUCAUACCAGGGGCGACGAUGCUGCACUUCAGCGGGAGCUACGUGGGCACCAACAGUCUAGCUCCGCUAAAUCGUCCACGAGAUGUCAAUAUCGGUCGCCACACGAUCGAGAGUGCUGUGCACAGCCUGGCCCAGUCGACGGGAGAAGAGGAUCAAAGGCUGAAAGACUGGUUGCGCACGCUGAUCGUGAGCUUCAUCGAGUCGAUCAGGUUCAACUCGGUGGCCAGCGCGGUGGCCGAAGCGCUGCGCAACGACCAAGUAAAUCAGCUCGAGGAGCACCACAUCCACCAAAUCCGCAACUGGAGUGCCAUCUCCACGGCGCUACUCGCCGCCGCCAACGACGUCGUCCAAGACCCCGACACCAACCUCUUCAGCCAGUUCGCCAACGAGUGCAGGAUACGCAACGCCUACCAAGCGGCCAUCACGCUCGGCCUGGUGCUCGUCACGGCCAGGACCAAUCGCCGCCAUCCCCGCGCGGCCGACACCGCCGCCCUCGGGCUCACCCUUGUGGAAGUCGUGUCGGUGCGGAUCCUCUACAUCGACGGGGAAAGACCCGGCGACCUCUACGGGACGGUCAGAGUCGUCGACUCCUUCGGCGGCGUGCACGUGUACGACCAGCCCAGAGGCAGCGCGCAGUCGGUCUACCCCGGGGACAACGCCAAGCUCGUCUGGCCGUCUCGUGUCGUGUCGGCCGCCGACGACUUCGUCAUCGACGUCCACCUCAUGGACCGGGACACAGACCCAUCGCCGGACGAUGAGGUGGCCAAGGGGAUGGUGGCGUGGAACUCCCGCGACGCCCUCAGCAGCCACCGCAACGUCGUGACGAGCCAGCUCAUCACGGGCGAGUACGGCUCGGCACAGGUCUUCUACGCGGUGUUGACCAACGCCGUGGUGGCCACCGUCGCCGUCCUGCUCAUCAACGGCGACGACGAGAGCGUCCCCGACGUGUACGGCUCCAUCACAGCCAGGACCGACAUGUCCGCCGCCAGCAACUCGCUCCAGUACCAGCUGUUCAAAAGGGGGCAGAACCAAGAUGUGGGUGUGCCGGCCAAUACCUACAUACCCCUUAACAGGAAGGUGGUCGCGGCGGCGCUGGGCUCGCCGUUCAAGGUGGACGCCGACCUGUGGGACAGAGACAGGGACCCCUCCCCUGACGACCAGAUCGCGCUAGGCUCCGUCUCCUUCAACCCACGCUUCGUCGGCACGGACAAUGCCAGGAUCACCGGGAAGUACGGCGAGAUUGAGGUGCAGGUCACCUGGUCAUCCUCCGUCAUCCAACCCUAGCUAGGUCAUCCAUCUUAUUACAAUAAUAAUGAAUAAACCAAGAUCGAGCGAAUCCAACGAUUCCUGCAUAGAUAAGAUCGAUCGAUCGAUCGAUCUCGAAGUGUUUAGUUUUUGUAUGCCAAUAAACCGCAUGCAUGCUUGCGGGGAUCAAUAAAUAAAUGUUCUACUCUA